Neogale vison (American mink) is the source of this 1693-nucleotide messenger RNA. RefSeq names its product protein phosphatase 1 regulatory subunit 36 (gene PPP1R36). The coding region runs from base 49 to 1293 and encodes 414 amino acids. The transcript is spliced from 11 exons. NCBI's taxonomy places the organism in Eukaryota, Metazoa, Chordata, Mammalia, Carnivora, Mustelidae. Gene Ontology annotation, molecular function: phosphatase binding. The record is from RefSeq and is a predicted model, not a curated record. Gene Ontology annotation, biological process: negative regulation of phosphatase activity.
CAGCCCUGGGGCCGCGGUUGCCGGCGCCGGCCGGUUCCCUGGGAGACCAUGUUUGCGGGGCUGGGAGCGGACAGGCAUCCGGUGCCGGAGUUUUACUCCCGGAGAAGGCGGUGGGACCGGCCGACCGCUUCCCUGCCGGAGCAGUUGGGAUUGCGACUGGGGAUGUGGUACUGGAAAGAUGAAACCAGAACUCUUGAAUUCAGAAGUUUUACACCUGCAGUGGAACUCAAGGAGAAAGGAAAGAAAGGCAAAGCAAUACACUUUGCUGAAACUGAUGGUCCCGCUACAGACAGGUUGACAGAUAAAAAGUUUGGUUCGAGAGAGGAUAAGUCACCUAAAGCCUUAGAGAAACGAGGUCAGCAGGGCAACGUGACACUACAUGAUGCUAAAUUUGUUGCUUUGUUUUUGCUGCAAGAUACUGAGAUGCAGCGGAUCUGUUCUUUUACAACAUUUAUGAGGAAUAAAAAUCUUGACAAUUUCCUCAUGGCAUUGUUGUACUAUUUGUCUCAUUACUUGGAAAAAAUCUCCCUGGAAAAGAAACCCAAAAGCUAUAUGGUGGGCCUUGUGGAGAAGAAAGAGAUGGAACUGGUUAUAAGUAAGUUAGAGGCGGCGCAGAAGUACUUGGCGCAGAAGUACUGCAUGCUUGUGCUGGGCUUGGCCAUGCCUGAUAAGCAUCACAUGUGCUGUGGAAAGGAGAAAAUAUCAGAUACGCAAAAAGACUGGAAAUUCUUUGAGUCCUUUUAUACUUUCUGUACAUACGUAGCUUGGAUUGUCUUCCGACGUCAACACUUCACAGAGAUUGAGGAAGAAAUAGGGAGGCUCUUUCGUACCAAUAUGUUCAAUAUUCCUCGGAGGAAGCGCGAGGAUGAAGAAUCAGGAGGGGAAAAGAAACGCAUGACUUUUGUACAAUUCAGGAGAAUGAUGGCAAAACGCCCAGCGAUUAAAAAAGCCAUUAACAUGCGCUCUCCAGUCCUGUCUACUCUGCUGCCAUCUCUCAGAGAAAAAGCUCAGAAUGUCUUUGAGAAAAAGAAUCAUCAAGGAGGCAUCAAACUCCCAGCCCAGAUACAGGAGCACACGGAAAAUCUGGAGUCUGUGCCCAUGCCAAUAGUUGGCAUCUUGGGGGAGCCUCGAUGUCUGUUCAACCCCCAUACCCUUCUCCCCCUUGAACCAGAAGAAAACACAAAAGCGGAUGGGAAACAUUCCUCCCUGACAGAAAGAAAUAACCUGAAGAUCCAGGAUACACUGAACAUAGUUCUGAGAACACUGUCGUCUCAAACAGCAUUCCCUAAAUGAUCGGGUACCUUCUGUUUCUGUAAUUCAGUCCCUGUAUUUGAAGUAAACUACUCUGACUUAAUCACUUUAUACAGGACUAAUAUUUAUUGUUAUUAAAAAAUUUUAAUUCAAAUUAUUUUGUUGAAAGUUCAGUAGUAGACAGUUAAUCUCAGAAACCUUUAGAAAAGCUCAUUUUCCUGUAUUUACUAGUUUGCUGUGUUAUUUAUUUACUUCCUUGGCUUCUGUGUGACUGUUUAGAGUAACAUAUUAGGACAUUUAGCCAGUAUUCUAGUGGACUAGUAAAGAAACAUUUUGUGUUUAUUUGUUCCUAUGUUCAUUUUUACUAUAUGAGAGAAGAUGUUUGGGACAUUUGAAAACUAAAUUUUAUAAAAAAGGAAAGUAAAAUAUUUUUAAAAUGAAA